Colletotrichum truncatum is the source of this 1503-nucleotide messenger RNA. RefSeq names its product dimethylaniline monooxygenase (n-oxide forming). Lineage: Eukaryota; Fungi; Ascomycota; Sordariomycetes; Glomerellales; Glomerellaceae. The record is from RefSeq and is a predicted model, not a curated record. Gene Ontology annotation, molecular function: flavin adenine dinucleotide binding; N,N-dimethylaniline monooxygenase activity; NADP binding.
AUGGGCGCAAUCAAAAGGGUCGCAGUCAUUGGCGCGGGGCCUGCAGGGGCCGUGACCAUUGACGCUCUGGCUCAAGAGAAGGCUUUCGACGUCAUCCGUGUUUUCGAGCGCCGAGAGGCGGCGGGAGGUUGCUGGAUUGGUGACCAGACCCAGCCUCCUCACCUCUCCGAUUUCUCCUCCCUCGCCGAUCGCACCGCCGACAGGCCCAUCCGGGUCCCGGAUGUCCUUCCGGCGCAGACCCCGAAACAAGCGGCCCCGCGCUUCACCGAGUCCGGUAUCUACCCUUACCUCGAGACCAAUGUAGACAGCAUCCCCAUGUCUUUCACCGAUGGCCCGAUCCCGGAGGAGCGCACCGCGAACUCGAUCGCCCUUCACGGCCCCACAACGCCAUUCCGCCACUGGACCGUUAUUAGAGAUUACAUCCAAAACCUCGUCAACCGGAACGGGUACCAGGAUCUCGUGUCGUACAACACCACCGUUGAACAUGCCGAGAAGGUUGGCGAUGAAUGGAAGGUGACCCUUAGAAAGGAAGGCGAGGAGAAGGAUGAGUGGUGGGUAGAGUAUUUUGACGCAGUUGUCGUCGCGACAGGACACUACUGGGUUCCCUAUAUCCCCAAGAUCGAGGGUCUCGACGAGUUUGAAAAAGCUCGCCCUGGCAGUGUAAUACAUAGCAAGCUCUUCCGUGGAAAGGACCACUUCCGCGGCAAGCGCGUCGUCGUUGUCGGUGCUUCUGUUUCUGGGGCCGACAUCUCAGUCGACCUGGUUAAAACAGCACAGCUCCCGGUUUAUUCCGUGGUAAACGGCCGCAAAGCAAACCUCUACUUCGGCGAUGGUGCCUUCCACCAUCCCAGCAUCUCCCGCCAGGCUACAAUCUCCCGUAUUGAGGGCCGGACGGUACACUUUGUCGAUGGCAGGUCCGUUUCAGACGUCGACAAUAUCGUCUUCGCCACAGGCUUCACCUGGACUCUUCCCUUUCUGCCUUCGGUGGAGGUCCGUAAUAAUCGCGUAACGGGGCUCUACCAGCACGUCGUUUACCACCGCGACCCCACGCUGUUAUUCAUCGGUGCCGUCGCGGCGGGCCUGACGUUCAAGAUUUUCGAGUGGCAAGCCGUCCUUGCGGCGCGUGUGUUGUCCGGUCGAGCACGACUGCCGCCCUCAGAAGAGCAGGCAAAAUGGGAGGCCGAUCGCGUGGCGGAAAAGGGCGACAAUGCCAAAUUCUCACUUGUGCAUCCUCAUUUUGAAGAGUACUUUGAGACCCUUCGCACGUUGGCGGGCGACGCCGAGAACGGGGUCGGAAGGCGAUUACCGCCGUUCGAACCUUCGUGGUACCAGGUGUUCCUCGACGGGUUAGAGUUGAGAAAGAAGAUGUGGGAGAGGCUGAAUGCCGCGGCCGAGGAAGAACUGGCCAGAAAUCAGACACAAACGGACGUAUUGACCAAAGCAUUAGAUGCUGAAAAAGUUCCCAUCGUAACUGCGGUGGAAGCGGCAGCAGAAGUAGCAUAG